Molecule: messenger RNA, 1140 nt
Organism: Humulus lupulus (European hop)
Lineage: Eukaryota; Viridiplantae; Streptophyta; Magnoliopsida; Rosales; Cannabaceae
Product: peroxisomal 2,4-dienoyl-CoA reductase [(3E)-enoyl-CoA-producing]-like
Exons: 5
Coding region: 129-1019 (296 amino acids)
Biological process (GO): fatty acid catabolic process
Molecular function (GO): 2,4-dienoyl-CoA reductase (NADPH) activity
Source: RefSeq, a predicted model, not a curated record
GACAUAACUACAACAAAAUAAAAGAGAGUCCCAACAGUUUGGCUUUCGAUUUUGCAGAAAACGAAUCCAUUUUCGAAUCAGUAAGAAGAAGAAGAAGAAAACUAUAUCGGAGAUUGUUUGUUGUAGUAAUGGAGUCACCGUUCAGGGAUGUUAUAAUGAAAGGUAAGGUGGCUUUGAUAACAGGAGGAGCAUCUGGAAUUGGGUUUGAGAUAUCGACCCAGUUCGGCAAACAUGGAGCUUCCAUUGCCAUUAUGGGACGAAGAAAACAAGUCAUUGACUCUGCUGUCUCUGCUCUUCGAUCACUUGGAAUUUCGGCUGUUGGUUUUCAAGGGGAUGUUCGUAAGCAAGAAGAUGCAAAAAGAGUUGUUGAAUCAACUUUUGAGCAUUUUGGGAGGCUUGACAUUCUUGUCAACUCCGCAGCUGGAAAUUUCCUUGUUUCACCAGAGGAUUUGUCCCCUAAUGGAUUUCGAACAGUUCUGGACAUUGAUUCAGUUGGUACAUUCACAAUGUGCCAUGAGGCACUAAAGUAUCUGAAGAAAGGAGGGCCGGGAAGGAGCUCAUCUGGUGGUGGAUUGAUAUUGAACAUCAGUGCUACUUUACAUUAUACAGCUGCUUGGUAUCAAAUCCAUGUAGCAGCAGCCAAGGCAGCUGUUGAUGCCACUACAAGAAACUUGGCAUUGGAAUGGGGAACUGACUAUGAUAUUAGGGUCAAUGGGAUAGGACCUGGUCCUAUUGGUGAUACUCCGGGACUGAGUAAACUUGCACCCGAUGAGAUAAGAAACAAUAGUAGAGAGUACAUGCCGUUGUAUAAAGUAGGAGAGAAAUGGGACAUUGCUAUGGCUGCUGUUUAUCUUGCUUCAGACGCAGGUAAAUACAUAAAUGGAACUACCCUUGUUGUUGAUGGAGGACUUUGGCUGAGCCGCCCCCGCCAUCUAGCGAAGGAGGCAGUCAGGCAGAUUUCAAGAUCUGUGGAAAAGAGGUCUAGGGAUGCACCAUUAGUCCCAAGGAGCAAGAUGUAAGACUACAUAGUAAAAGAUUAGAUGUGAUUAUUGUUGGGUGUAUAAACCCAAUGCUAUGCAAAACUUUGAAUUAUGUAAUAAAUUAAUCUAAACAUGUUGUGAGACUUUUUUUUUUCUUGCA